CAGCUGUCCAGGGACAGAGCACGGGACUGUGGUGGGAGAGGAGCAGCAGCAGCAUCAUCAUCCUGCCGGUGCCACCCUGGACUCCCUGCCCGGUGCCAUGAUUAGGAAGGAGAUCUCCAGAUCAUACCAGGAGUUAAGUGAAGAGUUAGAACAACCUCCGGUGGAUGAUGAGACUCCUGAGGAUUUGGAUGAAGAACAGGAAGACCCGGAGGAUCCCAACUCCGAUACUCUGCCAGAACGAGACUUCGACAGGAGCGGCCCCUCCAGACGCUUCAGCAGGACCUGCCUGAAGAACGUGUUCUCGGUGCUGCUGAUCUUCGUCUAUCUGAUGCUCAUGGCCGUCGCCGUCUUCCUGGUCUAUCAGACCAUAACAGACUUCAGGGAUAAGCUAAGACACCCAGUCAUGUCCGUCUCCUACAAAGAGGUGGACGUGUACGAGGCCCCAGGUGAGUGCGCACUCAUGUGUUCGUCUUCACAGCCUGGAAUCCGUGUAGUAGAAUGAAGGGUUAAUGGCGGCGUCAUUGCAG
Molecule: messenger RNA, 527 nt
Organism: Hyla sarda
Lineage: Eukaryota; Metazoa; Chordata; Amphibia; Anura; Hylidae
Gene: PACC1
Product: proton activated chloride channel 1
Exons: 3
Coding region: 98-502 (134 amino acids)
Cellular component (GO): cell surface
Source: RefSeq, a predicted model, not a curated record